Molecule: messenger RNA, 3695 nt
Organism: Lolium rigidum
Lineage: Eukaryota; Viridiplantae; Streptophyta; Magnoliopsida; Poales; Poaceae
Product: 5'-3' exoribonuclease 3-like
Exons: 23
Coding region: 70-3234 (1054 amino acids)
Biological process (GO): nuclear-transcribed mRNA catabolic process
Cellular component (GO): nucleus
Molecular function (GO): zinc ion binding; RNA binding; 5'-3' RNA exonuclease activity
Source: RefSeq, a predicted model, not a curated record
CCGUUCGCUUAAUAAUAGGGUUAGGGUUGCGGCGAGCUCCCCUUCUCGCCGGCGGCUGCGGCGGCGGAGAUGGGUGUCCCAUCGUUCUACCGCUGGCUGGCGGAGAAGUACCCGAUGCUGGUGGUGGACGUGGUGGAGGAGGAGCCCGUCGAGAUCGAGGGCGUCAAGGUGCCCGUCGACACCUCCAAGCCCAACCCCAACGGCCUCGAGUACGACAACCUCUACCUCGACAUGAACGGGAUUAUCCACCCGUGCUUCCACCCCGAGGACAGGCCCUCGCCAACAACAUUUGCCGAGGUCUUCCAGUGCAUAUUUGAUUACAUAGAUCGGCUCUUUAUCAUGGUUCGCCCUCGCAAGCUCAUGUACAUGGCCAUUGAUGGUGUGGCUCCUCGCGCUAAGAUGAACCAGCAGCGCUCGAGGCGAUUCAGAGCUGCAAAAGAUGCAGCUGAUGCGGCUGCUGAAGAAGAAAAAUUGCGUGAAGAGUUUGAGAGGGAAGGCAGAAAACUUCCUCCAAAAAAUCAAUCGCAAACCUGUGACUCUAAUAUUAUUACUCCAGGGACAGAGUUUAUGGCUGUUCUAUCAGUUGCUUUGCAGUACUACAUCCAUCUCAGAUUGAAUUAUGAUCCUGGGUGGAAACAGAUUAAAGUUAUUCUUUCUGAUGCCAAUGUUCCUGGUGAAGGGGAACACAAAGUUAUGUCCUAUAUUCGUGGCCAAAGGAAUCUCCCUGGAUUUAACCCGAAUACCAGACAUUGUCUGUAUGGCCUGGAUGCAGAUCUUAUCAUGUUAGCUUUAGCAACACAUGAAGUACACUUCUCCAUACUGAGAGAGGUGGUUUUUACACCUGGACAGCAGGAUAAAUGCUUCAUAUGUGGCCAAGUUGGACAUCUAGCGGCAAAAUGUGAAGGAAAGGCAAAACGGAAAGCUGGGGAGUACGAUGAGAAGGGUGAUGAAAUUGUACCAAAGAAACCUUACCAGUUCUUGAAUAUAUGGACCCUACGGGAAUACAUAGAAUACGAGUUCAAAAUGCCAAAUCCACCUUUUGAGAUCGAUCUUGAACGUAUCAUUGAUGAUUUCAUCUUCAUGUGCUUUUUUGUUGGCAAUGAUUUUCUUCCACACAUGCCAACACUAGAGAUCCGUGAGGGAGCUAUUAAUUUGCUAAUGGCUGUAUACAAGAAGGAAUUUCCUUCAAUGGGUGGCUAUUUAACUGAUGCUUGCACGCCGGAUCUGAAUAGAGUUGAACACUUCAUUCAGGCAGUUGGUGCGUUCGAGGAUAGAAUAUUUCAGAAAAGAACUCAAAUUCACAAGCGUCAAGCGGAAAGAGCAAAACGUGACAAGGCCCAAGCAAAGCGAGGUGAUGAUCUGGAUCCCCAUGUCAGGAGUGAUCUUAUUGUGCCUGUUGCACGUUUCCAAGGGUCUCGCCUUGCCUCUGGGUCUGUAGCUGCACCCUACGAACAGAAUGGCUCUCGUAAAGAUAGUACCGAAAAGGGCAGCCGAGAUAAGAAAGCACGUGUUUCAACGUCAGGUUCCAGCCUUUCUGCUGCUGUUGUUGAAGCUGAAAUUGGCCUUGAAGCACAGGAACGUGAAAACAAAGAAGAUUUGAAGUCGAUGCUAAAAGAUGCACUUCGUGAGAAAUCAGAUCUUCUUAAUUCUGAAAAUCAAGAGGAGGACAAUGUAAAGCUUGGAGAACCUGGAUGGAGGGAAAGGUACUAUGAAAAUAAGUUUGGGGCAAGAACACCUGAGCAGAUUGAAGAAAUACGUAGAGAUGUUGUUCUCAAAUAUACUGAAGGUUUGUGUUGGGUAAUGCACUACUAUUACGAAGGUGUCUGCUCAUGGACAUGGUUUUACCCUUACCACUAUGCCCCCUUUGCUUCGGAUUUAAAAGGACUAGGCCAGCUUGAUAUAACUUUCGAACUCGGGUCACCGUUCAAACCAUUUGAUCAGCUUAUGGGAGUUUUUCCAGCAGCGAGCUCGCAUGCACUCCCUCUACAGUAUCGGCAAUUGAUGAGUGAUCCAAGUUCGCCUAUAAUUGAUUUCUAUCCGAUUGAUUUUGAGGUCGAUAUGAAUGGAAAAAGGUUUUCUUGGCAGGGGAUAGCGAAACUGCCCUUUAUUGAUGAAGCUAGGUUGCUGGCUGAGAUUAAAAAAGUUGAACAUACUUUGACGCCUGAAGAAGCAAGGCGAAACAGUACAAUGUACAAUAUGCUUUUUGUGAAUGGCUCCCAUCCGAUUUCGCCCUAUAUCUACUCUCUCAGCAGUAAAUUUGGACAUCUAUCUGAUAAUGAGCGAAAUGAAAUUAAAGAACAGCUCGAUCCUUCUGCUAGCGGAGGAAUGAAUGGUUACAUCUCACUUUGUGGUGGGGAUCCAAGCCCGCCUAUCUUCAGGUCUCCUGUGGAUGGACUAGAAGAUAUUAUGGACAAUCAAGUGAUAUCUACAAUUUACAAGCUUCCAGAUCCUCACAAGCACAUAGCACGCCCACCUGUUGGUGUUAUCAUACCCAAGAAGAUUGUUGAAGCUGGUGAUCUGAAACCACCACCUGUUCUGUGGCAUGAAGACAGUGGCAGGAGGGCUUAUGCUAAUAACAGAAGGCAUUCUGAUUACAGUAGCAGGCCAAACCCUGCAGGAGCGAUACAUGGCCGCCAACUUGGGGAAGCUGCCCACCGACUAGUUGUGAACAGCUUGAAUGUUCGCGGCGGUGGGCAGUAUGCUCCGGCUAGGCCGUAUCAAACUAUAAUGAAUGGUAUGCAUUAUCCAAACGGAAUGCCACCAAGGAUGGAGCAGCCUGCUGGACGUCCUGGUUGGCAUGUUCCUAGCGAUAUACCAAAUGGUCAUGGACCACCUUAUGCACCGCCAUCAGGUCAUCAGUAUACAAGAGAUAAUCGUGGAAGACACCAAUCUUAUGCAAGAGAUAGCCACAAUGAUUCGAGAGGAGUGGGUCGGCAUCAAUCUGGACACCAUCAGAGUAGUAGCCACUCAUACUCAUCACAUCCCGCUCCUCCAUCAUCGGGUUUUGGACGUUAUGGGCAACCCCCAUCUCACACUGGGGGGUAUAGUGGUGCCUACCAGCCUGCACCAUAUGCAGGGGCCCAGCAGUGGCAGCAGCAACAACCUCAUAGUUCCUAUUCAGGGGGUGGGGCACCUCCUGCAAGGCCUAAUUCACGACCACAUCAAUCACAAAACCGCUAUGGCACCUUAGAUAGGACUUCAAACAGGAGACCACCAGGUCAGGGCCGCUACUAGGCCCGUGUCCUCUUUGGUUCUAGCCCUGGUUUUGCUGUUACUACUUACUAGAACUUACUUGGCUUACAUCAGGUAUAGGAAUAGACACAUCAUUUGCAAAGUCUGGUGAUCUUGAAGCUUCUUGGUUUUGGCAUAAAAGGUACCCAUGGAGAAAUGUUGUAACUACCGUUAUUGCCAGACCACCAGAAAGUUGAUUAGACAAUAUAUUUGCAAAAUCUGGUGAUCAUCAAGUUUCUUGGCCGUGGCAGCGAAAAUUCCAAGGGACAAGUGUUGUAUACUAGCAAUUGUUGUCUUAUUUCUGUUCUUUCAUUUGUAGCCGUUUAAGCAGAACAUUAUAUAUAAGUUCCCAGUGCGAUUGGGAAGAUGUCCAACAAGUUUUGUAUUGUAGAGAUAAUUUAUGUAUCUGGAUUCAUUCAAUUUUGAUGAUGGAUAAUUAGAUCGAUACACAAGUUCUUUCUUUG